This is a messenger RNA of Pelodiscus sinensis (Chinese soft-shelled turtle), 1459 nucleotides long. The record is from RefSeq and is a predicted model, not a curated record. Lineage: Eukaryota; Metazoa; Chordata; Testudines; Trionychidae.
AUGCGCUUUGAGGACUACGUUGCCUCGGACCUUGUAUGCAGUACUACAUACUCAGUGGAGAAGUGGUUUUCAAAGCACAUCAGUUCAGAUAAUGCUCCAAAGCGACCCUUAACAGCCUAUUUUCGUUUUGUAAAAGAUCAGCAACCCAUUUUUAGAAAACAAAAUCCAGAUGUAAGUGUUGUGGAGAUAGCAAAAAAAAUUGCACAUGCUUGGAAAGAGCUGCCAGUGUCAGAAAAGCAAACAUAUGAAGGAGCUGCUAAGGUAGAGAGACAAGCAUACAAAGAAGAGCUGGCCUUAUACAAAGCACAGUUAAGCCCAACUCAGGUAGUAGCUUUGAAAGAAGAAAGGAGACGAAAACUGGCAAAAAAAAAAGCAAUGAGGAAAAAGAGGGAAUUAACAGUGCUUGGAAAGCCUAAAAGACCUCGUACUAGCUUUAACAUUUUUAUGUCUGAACACUUCCAAGAAGCUAAGGGAAUUUCAGUUCAGGCAAAAAUGAAGAGUUUAUUUGAAGAAUGGCAAAAUCUAUCCAGUUCUCAAAAGCAGACAUAUCUACAGCUUGCUGAAGAUGACAAGAUUCGGUAUGAAAAUGAAAUGAAGUCAUGGGAGGAGCAAAUGGUUGAUGUUGGACGUGAAGAUCUGAUACGUUACAAAAACAGAUUAAAAAAGUCAAGAGUUGCAGCAGAGAACAAACCUGUAAAAAAGGUUGUUUCAAAAAAGAUGGUUAAAACUAUAAAGAAGGUUCAAAGAACUGAAGCUUCAUCACCAGAAGUUAUGGCAAAAUUAAAGACACACAGUUCUGAAGAAUAAAGCUGGUAAAUGUUUUAUAUUUAAUUACUUAAUUGCCAGGACUUCAUUCUGUUUGUAAGUGUUAAUGCACUUAGCACUAGCACUGAAUUUUUUUGGGGAAAAAAUAGAUGGUUUAUAUAAGAUGAGAAAAAAAUUGGGUAAGAGAUUUGAAUGAAAGUCUCUUAGAACUAUUUGAAUGAAAGUCGCUCAGAACUACAGAAAUUAUCUCUGUAAGUGUAACAUAGUCUGUAUAAACAUUAAUCAAGCUGUGAACACUUUUGAUACUGAUUGUGAUGAGAAGAACAUUUUUGAGCCCACAAUGAUGCAAACAAGUGUUUCUGUAAUUUAUAAGGUAUUUUUAUUAAAGUGUAACCAUAAUCUACACUUAUUAUCUUCUAAAUUAUGUAACUAAUUGGGAGGUGAAAUUUGAAUUGACAGCAGAGUAUGUGUUCUGUUCCCUCCCCUAGUGUUAACAAUGCGUGCAUUAGCAAGAAAUAAAUGUCUGUGUUUGUAUUUUUACUAAUUUCAGUUCUAGCCAAAACAAAUGUAAACUUCUGAAUUAUGUACAUAUUUAAUUUGCAUCCAGAUUCAUCCGUAUACUAGUCUGAACGUAUCCCACCACAUCUAUGCAUGUGUAUAAGCUGCAUAGAAUAAAAGAGUCUUGUACAAAAUA